Molecule: messenger RNA, 1445 nt
Organism: Benincasa hispida (wax gourd)
Lineage: Eukaryota; Viridiplantae; Streptophyta; Magnoliopsida; Cucurbitales; Cucurbitaceae
Source: RefSeq, a predicted model, not a curated record
CCAAGAGUUUUGAUAUUCUUUAUCAUUCUCUCAGGGAUUGAAAUGACUGGAGAGAGCUCGGAGAGUGAAUUUGAGAGAGACAAGAGCUUCAUUGCUGAGGAUGGAGCUGAUUAGUAUUUGAAUCUUCAAGCUUGGUCGUGCACAUCACUUCCCUAGGUUGUCGUCACUAGUGUUGUUUGGAUCUCCAUCGUCGUCGGCUUCUUCCGGUGGUGGGUCAUCGUCGUGGAUGUUCUCCGAUUGUUUUUCAGUUGGUUUUCGUCGGCGCCUGGGUGUUCUUCGCCGAUGCGUGGGUGUUCUCCGUUAUUUUUCGCCGGCGCAUGGGUGUUCUUUGUGUGGGUGUUCUCUAUUGUUCUUCGCAUGUUCUUCUGGUAGUUGUUCGUCGUGGUUGGGCGUUGUUCUUCCGGUUGUUCGUCGUGGUUGAGCGUUGUUCUCCAGGUGUUCGUUGGUUGGUUUUUCGAUGGUUGUUCGUCGUGGUUGUUCUUCCGGUGGGUCAGCUCGCCAUUCAUCCAGCUGGUUCUGGUCAUAGAGGUGGGUCACUGACAUCAUGGUCAACUCUCCGUUUGUCAGAUCUGCCGUCUCAACUCUGUUUGCAAGGUCUGAUGCCCACCGGCGUUCAAAUCUUCGAGCUCCAGUUUAGAUCUCUUCAAGUUUGUGGGUUGUUUAAGUUGUUUGCUCGGAAAGGACCAUUCAACAAUUAAGAGCUUCGGCCACUCCUCCAAAUAUACACACCAAUGGUACCAUCAAACUCUUGAAUGGACAUGCCAUGCAUAACAUGAACGAUGUAGACAUGAUCCGUAUCAAUUUGAAUGAGCAUAUAUUUGGAAGAGACAAAUUUGUUUAUUUAGCCGCGAUGAUCUGAUCCAAUAUUGCAAUAUGGUUGAAAUAGGUUACAUGUGUGUUUUGACAUACAUUGCGUAAGUAUUACUCAUCUAGAUUCACUCGUGUAUAUUUUGUUCCAUGUUUAAAUAAUAACUUUUACUUUGUUUAGAUAUCUUUGGGAUGAAUGUGGUCGUGAUAUUACGAAGAAUUUUUUUAUAAUUGAUCAAGAAAGAAUAUCGCCACAUGUGAAGUCUAAAGAUAUUCAAACUAGAAAUUUAGCCAACCAACUAGAAUUAGCUAAUUUGGACCAAUUAGUUCUUAUUCCAUAUAACACAGGGUAAGUAAAUACAAGUUCUUUAGUUAUUUUUAAUUUGCAUUAUAUGUGUGCUAAUAUUUUAAAAUUGUUGCUUAUUAUAGUUAUCAUUGGAUAUUGAUUGUAAUCAAUCUACAAGAAAAUUGUGUUUAUGUUUUGGACUCUAUUCGAAGUAAAGUUCAAGAGCAUUUUCAUGGAGUUAUAAAUAUGUAAGUGUAAUUGAACUUUCUUAACUCUUAAUUGAAGUAUUUAUGUUUAACUAACGUUUUAAAACUAUUUAGUGGAUUGAAAACAUUGCAAGCCAAGCACGAUC